AAAUGCAAACUUUUAAAAAUGAUCUGUGGAGCUGAGAUCACGUUUCUUAUUGCUGCUAUUUUGUCCCUGAAUUUUGAGCUCUGUUUUUGCUCAUGUGCCCGCGCUGAGUAUGAGAUAGAUGGAGAAUGCUGUCCCAUGUGUGCACCUGGAAAUCGUGUUUACAGGCACUGCACUGCGGAUAUAAGCACUACUUGUGUUUCAUGUCAUGACUCAACUUUCAUUGAUGCACCAAACGGACUCAGAGACUGCUUUAGCUGCACAGUGUGUGAUCCUGGUCAGGGUUUAAGAGUAAAGACUCCCUGCACUCGAUCAUCAGAUACAGUCUGUGAGCCACUAGAUGAACAUUACUGUACUGAUCAACACAGAGGCAGCUGUAUACUAGCAGAGAAACACACAAACUGCAGCACUGGACAAUAUAUAAAGCAUAAAGGAACAGCAUUUAAAGAUACAGAAUGUGCUGAAUGUGCAGAUGGUACCUUCUCAGAUGGUUCUUUUCAGACUUGCCAAACACAUUCAAAAUGUGAAGAUCUGGGACUUACAGAAAUAAAGGCAGGAACACUUUCUUCUGAUGCUGAAUGUGGAAAUAAAAGUCCAGCUGGUCUAAUACCUGGAAUCAUAGUUUCUAUUAUAAUAAUUGUGGCUGUGGCUAUGGCAGUAACGGUUAUCAUGUUAAGGUGUGGGAGUCUCACAUGCAGGAAAAAUAAGCAAAAAACAACGAAAAAGUCAGACAAUCACAUCUAUCUUUUAUGUAUAACUCGAACACACAAAGAUGACCUCAAGUGAGUCCCCAGCUGUGACCUUGCUGGGAAUCAAUCUCAGGAGCGGGUAAAGACUUUUAUGGCAGAUGAAGACUCUCAUGCUGAACAAUGUGGUCUAAACCCUGCUUCAUAUGGGGAAAAUAUUGCGGGACAAUCUCUGCUGAACAGUAGAAAAGACUGCUUAUGAUUCUGAACAAGGUGGACUGAACCCCCGAAAAAGAGGUUCAGGACAAAACCCUUCCAGCCCUGCACUGAAUAACUGUACACACUAGGUUAAUGGGAUCUGUAGCUUAUUCUGUGACCAUAAUAAUCUGAAAGUUUACACUAAUCUUGACACUACCAGUGCACGUAAUAGGUCAGGUCAUUACAUUUUGUAAUAAAUCCAUUAACUUUUCAUGCCAAAAAAGCAGGUUGUGCCUGACAAAAUAACAAUUAUUAUUCUAACUAAAUGUGUAACAUUUAAAAUAUGAAUCAUGAGAUAAGCUGUCAUUCUUCUCUGUAGCUAGUUAGUGUAAUUACACUACAAAUGAAUAGACUCAAGGAUGUUUACCUUUAUUAACAUCAGUUUCAGAGAAGUACAGAGUCAAAGCUGUCUUCGAGGAUUAAUAGAG
This is a messenger RNA of Colossoma macropomum (tambaqui), 1369 nucleotides long. Its product is annotated as tumor necrosis factor receptor superfamily member 14-like. Gene Ontology annotation, molecular function: protein binding; transmembrane signaling receptor activity. Gene Ontology annotation, biological process: positive regulation of T cell migration; immune response; signal transduction. Bases 19 to 783 code for a protein of 254 amino acids. Lineage: Eukaryota; Metazoa; Chordata; Actinopteri; Characiformes; Serrasalmidae. The transcript has 7 exons. The record is from RefSeq and is a predicted model, not a curated record. Gene Ontology annotation, cellular component: membrane; external side of plasma membrane.